AUGGAAACAAAAAAGUUAGGCAUAUUGUUUGGAAUAGAGAAAAGUCUUGGCAAUGAAGGCCACCUUUUCCGUGGUCCUGGAAAUGUUCUGUUACUUCAUGAUCGGUUCCUAAAGGAAAAUUCUGACAAAAUCUAUCUCCCUGCUGCUUCCAUUGAGAAUUCAGCUGUUUUCAUGGCUUUAUUUCUUGCCUUUAUAUUCAAUCUUUUUCGGUAUCCAUGUUGCUUUCGUGUCGGCGAAUGUCUCAUAUGCCGGGAGGAUCAGAUGUCUAUGUUGCUGCAACUGAAGAACACCCUCAAAUUCAAUGUUGCUGCAUCAAGUAAUCUAGUUUCCUGGAAUCCGAGCACAGAUUGCUGUUCUUGGAGAGGUGUAACCUGGGAUGCCACUGGUCAUGUUGUCGCUCUUGAUCUCAGUAGCCAAUCAAUUUCUGGUGGAUUCAGUAGCGCCAGUAGCAUUUUCAGUCUACAACAUCUCCAGAGCUUGAAUUUGGCUAACAACACCUUCUACUCCUCUCAGAUUCCAUCAGGAUUCCACAAGCUUGUUAACUUGACUCACCUGAAUUUGUCGAAUUCCGGCUUUUCUGGGCAGAUUCCAAUCGAGAUUUCACUGUUGACAAGGUUAGUAACAAUUGAUUUCUCUACCCUUUAUUACAUCCCUGGAGCUCCUACAUUGAAACUUGAGAACCCAAAUCUGACAACGCUGGUUCAGAACCUCAAUGAGCUCAGAGAACUCCAUCUUAAUGGUGUAAACAUAUCGGCCGAGGGGAAGGAUUGGUGCCAGGCAUUAUCAUCUUCAGUGUCUAAACUGCAAGUGCUGAGCUUGUCCAACAGUUUUCUUUCUGGUCCUAUUGAUUGUUCUCUGAAGAAGCUUCAAUCCCUCUCGAGGAUUCAUCUGGAUAACAACAAUUUUUCUGCUCCAGUUCCACAUCUCUUUGCAAAUUUCUCAAAUUUGAUUCACUUGCAGCUCAGUUCUUGUGGAUUAUAUGGAACAUUUCCAGAAAAGAUCUUUCAGUUACGGACCCUCAAAAUUCUUGAUUUGUCAAAUAACAAGUUACUUGAGGGUUCUUUGCCAGAAUUCCCUCUGAAUGGAUCUCUAGAAACCUUGGUGCUCAGUGAUACAGAAUUUUCAGGGAAGUACCCAACUCCAUAG
Molecule: messenger RNA, 1146 nt
Organism: Vitis riparia (riverbank grape)
Lineage: Eukaryota; Viridiplantae; Streptophyta; Magnoliopsida; Vitales; Vitaceae
Product: receptor-like protein 7
Exons: 2
Coding region: 1-1146 (381 amino acids)
Molecular function (GO): protein binding
Source: RefSeq, a predicted model, not a curated record